AACCAUCGUCCGGGCAGGGGCAAUCUAGUCAUUUCCUGCUAUUCCCUCCCUUCUGCCGCUACCUUUUUCCUCCUCUUCCUGCUCGUCAGUCGUCACACUCCCCGCCGUCGCAGCAAAUAUUCCAAUCCGACGGCGCCGUGCCCUCAAAUCCCGUGAAGCGCCUCGCCGCGCAGACAAAAAUCCCCAAACCCCCUCGAGAGCCUUGCAAUCUUAGCCUCGCAAAACCAGCGAUCCGGGGCGGGCGAGGCGGCCGUGGUUGGAUCGUCGCAUGGCGGAGAUUCACAAUCACUCGAUGUCCAACCAGCCCCCAGAUAUUCCUCAGAUACUGCUGGAAGCUCAGAACCGAUGGCUGCGGCCCACCGAAAUCUGCCAAAUAUUGUCAAACUACAAGAAGUUCUCCAUUGCGCCCGAGCCACCAGACAGACCUCCAAGUGGUUCGCUGUUUCUGUUUGAUCGGAAAAUAUUAAGAUACUUCAGAAAGGAUGGGCACAACUGGAGAAAGAAAAAGGAUGGAAAGACAGUGAAAGAAGCUCAUGAGAAGCUGAAAGUUGGCAGUGUUGAUGUACUUCAUUGUUAUUAUGCCCAUGGGCAGGAUAAUGAGAACUUCCAAAGACGGACCUAUUGGCUGCUAGAAGAGGGUUUCAUGAAUAUUGUUCUUGUUCACUACCUUGAAGUCACGGGUGGCAAACAAAGUUUCAGUCGUGCUAAAGAAGCUGAAGAGAUUACAGGAUUAUCUAAUGCUGAUAGUCCUGCAUGUUCAAACUCUUUCACUAGUCAGAGCCAGGUAGCCUCCCAAUCUAUGGAUGCUGAAAGCCCAAUUAGUGGACAGAUUUCGGAAUAUGAAGAUGCUGAAACAGAUAAUUGUCGAGCGAGCUCCAGAUACCACCCUUUCACUGAGAUGCAGCAGCCUGUGGAUGGGAUCAUGAUGGAUAACUUAUUGGGUGCUUCAGCUCCAAGUGCUUCUGUAAAUAAUCCAGGUUAUCUUGGUGAAAUGCGGCUUACCACAGCUAACUUAAACAAUCAUUUUGUCACUCACAAUGACAUAGCUAGUGCAUUCAACGAAACUGGAGUAGGGUUAACUGGCGGUCCCAAAACUCCACCCAAUUCAGCGCGGUUUGGUGAACCCUUUCCAGAAUAUCCAGGUAGCUUCAUGGAGCCAACACUCUAUUCUUCUUUUGCCACCGUGGAGUCCAACAAUCUGGAUGAUAGUUCGCACUUGCAAACAUUUAUGUCUGAGGCACUCUACACCAACAACCUCACUCAAAAGGAAGCUGAUGUGCUGAGUGCUGCAGGCAUAUCGUCCUCUCAGGCAGAGAAUGAUAGUUAUACCGAUCGAAGUAUGAGAUAUCCACUUUUGAAGCAGUCAUCAUUAGAUCUCUUUAAGAUUGAGCCAGAUGGUUUGAAGAAAUUCGACAGCUUCUCAAGGUGGAUGAGCAACGAACUUGCAGAGGUUGUUGAUUUGGAUAUCAAAUCCAGUUCUGAUGCUUUCUGGAGUAGUACUGAAACUGUGAAUGUUGCUGAUGACUCUAGUAUACCUAUCAACGAGCAGUUAGAUGCAUAUGUAGUCAGCCCUUCACUUUCUCAAGACCAGCUCUUCAGCAUUAUUGAUGUAUCUCCAAGCUGGGCAUUUAAUGGCUUGAAGACUAAGGUCUUAAUUACUGGUACAUUCUUGUCAAACAAAGAUGAUGCGGAAAAUUGCAGGUGGUCAUGUAUGUUCGGGGAUGUUGAAGUACCUGCUGAAGUUUUAGUAGAUGGAUCCUUGCGCUGCUAUACGCCAGUGCAUCAUUCUGGACGAGUUCCGUUUUAUGUGACAUGUUCAAAUAGAUUAGCUUGUAGUGAAGUGCGAGAAUUUGAGUUCCGUGAUUCUGAGGCCCAGUAUAUGGAGACUUCAGAUGAUCUGCAUACUGCUGGCAUAAAUGAAAUGCAUUUACAUAUCCGUCUUGAGAAGUUACUUUCCUUGGGAUCAGAUGAAUAUGAGAAGUAUGUUUUGAGUAGUGGAAGUAAGCCUGAGUUGAUCGACACUAUUAAUUCCUUAAUGCUUGAUGAUAAAUUGUCCAACCUGGCAUUGCCAACUGAUGAGAAAGAAUUUUCCACUGUACGGGAUCAAAAUCUUGAGAAACUGGUGAAAGAAAAGCUGUAUUAUUGGCUCAUCCAUAAGAUACGUGAUGAUGGAAAAGGUCCGAAUGUUCUAGGCAAAGAAGGACAAGGCGUGAUUCAUUUAGUAGCUGCACUUGGCUAUGAUUGGGCUAUAAGACCAAUAGUUGCUGCAGGCGUAAAUGUUAACUUCAGGGAUAUUCGUGGAUGGACUGCGCUUCACUGGGCUGCAUCUUGUGGAAGGGAGCUGGCAGUUGGUGCCCUGAUAGCAAAUGGAGCUGCAUCUGGUGCUUUGACUGAUCCAACACCACAAUUCCCAUCUGGAAGAACACCUGCUGAUUUAGCAUCAGAAAACGGACACAAAGGCAUUGCCGGUUUUCUUGCAGAGUCUGCUUUGACAAGUCACCUUUCAGCACUUACACUAAAAGAAUCACAUGGUGGCAAUGCAGAAGAAAUAUGUGGAUUAGCAGCAGCUGAAGAUCUUGUAGAAUCAAGUUCUGCUCGGCUUGCUUGUGUGGAUUCUCAGGCAGAGUCAUUAAAAGAUUCACUUGGUGCGGUUCGUAAAUCAACUCAAGCUGCAGCCAGAAUAUUUCAAGCUUUUAGGAUGGAAUCUUUCCACAGAAAGAAAGUAAUUGAAUAUGGAGAUGAUGACUGUGGAUUAUCUGAUGAACACACGCUUUCGCUUGUUUCUCUUAAAAAUGCGAAACCUGGACAGAGUGAUAUGCCUGUGCAUUCUGCUGCAGUUCGUAUCCAAAACAAGUUUAGAGGAUGGAAAGGAAGGAAGGAGUUCAUGAUUAUCCGACAGAAAAUUGUAAAGAUACAGGCCCAUGUACGUGGACAUCAAGUAAGGAAAAGCUAUAGGAAGAUAGUCUGGUCUGUAGGCAUCGUGGAGAAAGUCAUACUGAGGUGGAGGAGAAAGAGAAGGGGCCUGCGAGGUUUCCAACCUGAGAAACAACUCGAAGGUCCAUCGCAGAUCCAACCUGCAAAGGUUGAGGACGAAUAUGAUUUCUUGAAGGACGGCAGGAAACAGGCUGAAGGCAGGCUACAAAGAGCACUUGCUCGUGUGCAUUCCAUGACUCAGUAUCCGGAAGCAAGGGACCAAUACCGUAGGCUGCAAAACUGUGUUACCGAACUGCAGGAGUCCCAGGCGGUGCAGGAUAGGAUGCUUAGCGAUCCAACUGGCGCGGAUGGAGGCGAUUUCAUGGCUGAACUGGAGGACCUAUGCCGGGACGAUGGCGACACACCUUUGUCCACUAUUUGGUGACAUUGAGCUACUAAUUCAGUUAGGCCGUGACCUCUUCGUUACCAGACUAGAUGUAAAUUCUUGUUGCUAGAGCUCCAGUAAAAACAGACCCUUGUAAUGGAGGUUCACUUCUCAGCAUUUGACUCCAUAUGAUAUAGCUAAUACCAUGAGACUUAAUAGUCUUA
Phragmites australis (common reed) is the source of this 3522-nucleotide messenger RNA. RefSeq names its product calmodulin-binding transcription activator 3-like. The record is from RefSeq and is a predicted model, not a curated record. Gene Ontology annotation, molecular function: protein binding; double-stranded DNA binding; transcription coregulator activity. The coding region runs from base 269 to 3358 and encodes 1029 amino acids. Lineage: Eukaryota; Viridiplantae; Streptophyta; Magnoliopsida; Poales; Poaceae. Gene Ontology annotation, biological process: regulation of transcription by RNA polymerase II. Gene Ontology annotation, cellular component: nucleus. The transcript has 13 exons.